Ziziphus jujuba (common jujube) is the source of this 1007-nucleotide messenger RNA. RefSeq lists its product as uncharacterized. Bases 107 to 784 code for a protein of 225 amino acids. The record is from RefSeq and is a predicted model, not a curated record. The transcript has a single exon. Lineage: Eukaryota; Viridiplantae; Streptophyta; Magnoliopsida; Rosales; Rhamnaceae.
UGUACCCUUAGCAAGCUAGCUUGCUAAGCCCCUCAAAAUUAAAAGAAGCGGCCAUCAAAAGUGACAAAUAUAAGCAAGUAGCAAGUGAAGGAGUGAGUAGUGGGAAAUGGGAAACUGCUUGUUCGGAGGAGGGUUGGGAGAGGGCGAUGAUGGAGUAAUAAAAGUGGUAACAUCCAACGGUGGCAUAAUGGAGUUGUUGUCUCCCAUAACAGCAGGAAGCAUAACCAGUGAGUUUCCAGGGCAUGGCAUUUUCCGAAGCCAUGACCUCUUCUGGAAGCCUCUGUCCCAGCACGAAGACCUUUUGGCUGGACAAUCAUACUACCUGCUCCCACUCCACACCCCUACUGCUGGAGGUCCUCAUGAUCAUGACGAUGAUGAUGACCAAAUAGAAAUAUUAGGUGGCCAAAUCGUGAAGCAAGGCCAUGUUAGAUCCAACAGCAUUCCAACUGCUUCGCUGGCUGCUCCCUACAGGAUGUCACUGGACUACCACUAUCAGGGGAUGCUGCUGAGGAGGUCCUACACCGAGCCCUUUUCCACUUCCAGGCCUCAUAAUAUGAAUCCAUUCCCGUUUUGGAAGGUGAAGUUGGUCAUCAGCCCCGAACAGCUCUUGGAGAUUUUGUCGCAGGAGGGCCCAACCCAGGAAUUGAUUGAGAGCGUCAGGACGGUCGCCAAAUGCGGAAGUAGUGCAGCACUGUCUGCUGUUGCUUUUUCUGAUCACUGGAGCCUCUCUAGUAGUAGCUGCAGGAAUACUUCUUCUAAAACUGAUUGCUUGCUUGACAUAUAAAACACACUCUUUAACACGCCCUUAUUUUCUCUACCUUAACUCUCUCUCUCUCUCUCUCUCUCUCAAAAAAAAAAAAAAAAAAAAAAGUUAGGUUUGUAUGUGUUUUAUGUAAGAAUUAGCGUAAGUUUCUCUUGCUCCAUUAAAAAAAAAGAAAAGAAAAAAGGUGUAAUUUUCUCAUAUAUCUAUACAUAUAUAUGGGGUAGUAUUGAUUAUUGUAUGUUUA